AUGAGAGCAUUUACCUUAGUUCCCAUAUUUUUCCUUUUAGGUUCGACCUUGUUGUUGAUUCUCACAGUAAUCAAUGGUUCGGGAACCUCAUCUAUACUUGGUAAAUUCUACUGGUCAGAAACUGAUACUUCGGGCAUACCAGGAGCUCAAUUUGGUCGGACUAGAUGGACAUUUUAUCGAAGCUGUGGAGUAAGAAAUGGUCACAAUGCUGAUUGUACCAAAUCCUCGGCUGCUUAUCCUUAUUCUCCGAAGGAUAAUUUCAAUUCUGAACAAGGAUUGCCUGAAUCUUUCAUCAGUUCAAGAAAAACCUAUUACUAUUUGAGUCGUAUUGGUUGGGCAUUUACUCUUGUUGGGUUAUUUUUCACUGUUGUUGCAUUGAUUGUUGUUCCUUUAAACUUUUGUUUUGCAAUUGGUGGAGCCUUGGCGGCAAUUUCAACAUUUUUGGCUUUCUUGUUUGUCAUUACUGCUGCUUGUUUAAUCACUGCUGCUCAUGUCAAGGGAAGAAAUGCUUUCAACAAUGCUGGUCACAGUUCCAAGAUUGGUGCAAAGGCAUUUGGUAUCUUGUGGGCAGCUGUUGCUUGCUUGUUGAUUACAUUUGUUACAACCAUUAUUUCUGCUCUUGGUACGAGAAGAUCAAACAGAAGAAGAAGAUCAGGAUCGGGUGUUGGUGAUGGUGGUGCCUAUGGUGCUAGAGACUCAAAUGUCUACAAUAAGGAGAGUGACGGUGAUUAUGCACAAGCUAAUUAUGAUGAACCUACUACUAGAGGAGGUGUUUCUGGUGUUGGUGUUACUCCAGGAGUUGCCGGAGCUGGUGUUCAUGAUGAACCUAUUUCUGAUGCAUCUAAAUUUAGAUUCUUUAGGGUCAAGAGAGCCAAACCAGAAGAGAUCUAA
Lodderomyces parapsilosis is the source of this 891-nucleotide messenger RNA. It is a transcript of the gene FMP45, whose product is annotated as Fmp45p. Lineage: Eukaryota; Fungi; Ascomycota; Pichiomycetes; Serinales; Debaryomycetaceae. Bases 1 to 891 code for a protein of 296 amino acids. The record is from RefSeq and is a predicted model, not a curated record. Gene Ontology annotation, cellular component: cell cortex; membrane raft; plasma membrane. Gene Ontology annotation, biological process: cortical actin cytoskeleton organization; endocytosis; septin cytoskeleton organization. The transcript has a single exon.